Adineta steineri is the source of this 1981-nucleotide messenger RNA. NCBI's taxonomy places the organism in Eukaryota, Metazoa, Rotifera, Eurotatoria, Adinetida, Adinetidae. The record is from the annotation of a GenBank genome assembly.
AAAAAAAAACUAAAUGAGGUUGAUAUUUCUUGUUAAAAAUCAUAUAGCAGAAAUGAAUACCUUAUUUCCUGUAACUCAUUUAUUAUUAUUAUUAUAAUAAAUGAAAAGGUUUUUAUUAAAAAUCAUAAACAAAAUAAAUAUGAAAUAUUUCUUAGAAGAACUCUAUUAAUAUUUCAGUAAAUUUACUCUAUAGCUAUUUGUCAUGUACAUAAAGAUUUAUCUCGACAUAUGUAAGAAUUCUAUUGAUAAAGCAUAAAAAAUGAGUUUUUUCUUUGAUAACAGCUGAAAUAAUCAUCAUCUAAAAGUAUAUUUUUCUUUUACGCAUAUGCUCAUUCGUAUUUUGAUUCAAGCAUGAUAAGUAGAUUUUAUAUAACUGAUAGAAUAGAUUGGUACGAGAAAUCAUCAAUAACAUAUAAUCGAUUACUCGUGUUGUUAGGAAUAUUACAGCAGUAUAUCAAAUUAGAAUGCAUUAGCUACAAGCAAGAAGAAAAAUAUAUAUGUUCGUAUAUGCUUAUAUAAUUACUUUCUAAUUUUAGCAUAUCAUUUGUAUAGAUAUUCUCAUCAUACUUAGCAAAAUGCAGUAUUAUAAGUCAAAUUUGAUGUAGAUAAAAUAGAUAGAAAUGACUUUCUAUUUUUUUUUUACAAAAGAAUAACAUAAUAAGAUUUAUGUUUAGCUAAAAUAAUCCUAUUCUCUUAAAAACAAAAUUAAAAACUUACACUUUUUUGUUAAUUAUAUUCCUAGAGAGAGAAAAGAAAAAAAUGUGCGCGGAUUAUUAUUGAUAGUAUCUUUAUAAUAGAUAGGUAGAUAUGAUUGUACAUAUCUAAUUCGAUCGUUGAUAUUUUAAUUAGAUAGAAUAUUUAAUGAUAAUCAUCUACAAUCAAUUAUUAUAUAUGACUAUAAUCAGACUUGACAUAAUAAAUUUAAAUUUUAGUUCAUUUACGGAAGAAAAAACACACACAUAUACAAUUGUAAAUACUUACGAAAAAAAUAUUUGCAUUGAAAAUAUAUAUGCGGAAUAUACAAUCAAGCUUAUGUCAGAAAUAUACUACUAAACUAAUCAGAUUAUGUUAAUAUGAAUAUCUAUUCUUUGUUUUACUCUAUUUUUUUGCUUAAUCAUAUUAACCGUUCAAACAAACAACUAACUCUAUUAACAUUCAUCUAAAUUCAGUUUUUUUAUUUACUACGUUUUUUUCUCUAUGACUAUUUUUCUAUGUUAAAAAACAAUCGAUUUAUUCAUUUUAGCGUUCUGCCUCAAGUCAUCGUCCUUCACGUUCGCCAUCAAUAAAACAAGCAGCUGUUUCAGCUGGCAUUGCUUUAUCAGCUCCAGCUAUACUUAGUAAACAUGAAUAUAUGGAAUCAUUAUUAAAUCAAGAAAAUAUGAGAAAAAAAACCGAACAACGUGCAUCAAGUGCAAAUCGUACAUAUAAUCGUGACAAAAUUUUUACAAAAUAUUCAUCAUUAGAUAAAACAGCAAUUCUUAAAGACAAAGUUCGACAAUUAAACCUCGAAGAAUAUCUUGAUUUAUUACCAAGAAAAAAAUCUCAUACAAUAACAACAACACAACAAUUAUCGACAAAAAUAACAUUGAAUUUACCUGAAUUUUUAUGCUUUCAGUCAGAUCAUAUUGUUCUUAUACCACAGAUAGCUUCAUAUCCAUCUUAUGAUCGUUUACGAGGUCCAUCUGCUUUUUCCACAACUAAAUUUAAUCGACAAUCAGCAAAUAAUAACAAUAUAAACUCUCAAACAACAGCAACAACAGCCAAUCUAAGUGGAGGAGGUUCACCACGUUCCAGUUAUACAUCAGCAAAACGUUUGUCUCGUUCUCGUCAAAUACAGGAGACAAAUAAUAAUAAUAAUAAUAAUAAUCAUGAUCAUCAACAACAACAAACGCAUAUUUCAAGACCAACAUCAUUGCGACAAACGAUGAAUAUACUUGAUUCAAAAGGAUGUUUUCAUGAACAAAUAACAGUGACUGCUUAA